Molecule: messenger RNA, 351 nt
Organism: Serendipita indica DSM 11827
Lineage: Eukaryota; Fungi; Basidiomycota; Agaricomycetes; Sebacinales; Serendipitaceae
Source: the annotation of a GenBank genome assembly
AUGGUCUUCUUCAUCAUCAUGUUCUCAGACCUCGAAUGCGACUAUAUCAAUCCCAUUGAUCUCUGUUCACAGCUAAAUCGCUUUGUCCUGCCAGAAUACAUCGCCCAUGGUUUCCUUUGCGUGCUUUUCCUCCUGUCCGGCCAAUUCAUGGCACUCGCAUUAAACCUCCCACUGAUUGCUUAUAAUGUUCGAAAAGUAAUGUCGGGACAACACAUUUAUGACGCAACAGAAAUCUUCCGAACACUACCGCAGCACAAAAAGGAGAGCUUUAUCAAGCUUGGAUUCUACCUCCUUUCCUUCUUCUACUACCUGUACCGAAUGAUUGUGGCUCUCGUCUCUGAGAGCGAGUAG